UGACAAAACAAAUUAACCAUAUAAUAAUCUCCUCCUUGCAAUUAAAUUAAGUCUUUUUAUUAAAAUCUUUUAAUAUAAAUUUUUUAUACUUGGCUAUUUUAAGCAGCAUAUGAUUUUUCCAGUAAAAAGAACCUUCAUGUGGAAAGAAAUUUCAAAAGUGCUACCCAAUGACUAAAGUGCUUUUUAUUUUUUUACUUUACUAUUCUCCUGUUAUACUUCAAAAACAGUUUCCCCUUAAGGCUGACUUCCUUUCUAGAAAUUAUUUUUGUUUCCAACCAUGUUGAGAAUCAUUUUUUUUCAUUCCUUCACUCUGAUCAGGACUCUCUCUCUCUCUCUUUUUCUCCCCGCCUCCCCCCCCGUGUGUGUGUGUGUGUGUGUGUGUGUGUGUAUGUGUGUGUGUGUGUCCUUUUGCUUUCUUGGUAGUAGCAGAAAAAAAGGAGUGUGGGCACAGGAAAGAGGGAGGAGAAAAAAACAGAAAGAGGAUUGUAUGCCACUGUGUCUGAAUAUAUCUUCUACUGGUGGAUAAUUACGUCCAAGUUGCACUUUUGCCUUUUUAUUUCCGUUUUUGGACACCUCUUUCUCACCCAGCCAACUGGGAUAGACAAAGCAUUGUUGGUGCCCUAAGCGACAGAACUCUGGUAGGGGGCUGGCUGUAAAUUGACGUGGCAUGGAAAUUCUCUGCUAAAUUGUAGCAGCUUCUCUAAAAUCAAGCCCAGUCUCCCAGAGCUGCAGCUCCAUCAUGGGUUCAACGACUUUACAGAAAAAUGGAUAGAAAAAGUCUUCAGCUCUUUUUUUUGGACCCAAAAGUUUUCUUUUUGGGUAUUUAUGCUUCAGCUGAAAACCAAAUCAAAGCAGUUAAGUCUGUAACUUUCUUUUUGCAGCUUAAACAACAGAAUUUGCUGCUCUCCCUCCCCUUUCCUGCAAUUUAAUUCCUUACAGAUUUUGCCAUGGGGUGCGGACUUAGAAAGCUAGAAGACCCUGAUGAUAGCAGUCCUGGAAAAAUAUUUUCUACCCUGAAGAGACCGCAAGUGGAAACAAAGACAGAAUUUGCUUACGAAUAUGUAUUGCUGGACUUUACUUUACAAGCUUCAUCAAACCCAGAAGUCAUCAAGAUAAAUUCAAUUCUGGAUAUAGUAACAAAAGUGGAAGACUAUUAUCUUAAAGGGUAUAUUGUUGGGGCUAUUCAUCCUGUUAUACAACCAGUGGGGCAGCGAAAACAGCUACCAGCAAGUUACCUAUACAGGGUGGUGCUAUGGCGCUUGAAAUUAAGCUCAAAACAUUUGACAGCACCCAGUGGACAAAGACGAGCAAAGCUUGUGAUUGAGGAAUUCCCCCUAACCUAUGAGACACAAACAAAUGAGAUUGCAAACGAACUGACAGAAAAGAUUAACGUAACUGCUAAAAGAGGAAUGAAGUUUGUUGGAUUCAUAUCACAGCAUUGUCCACCGUCUAAUUUCUGCAAUGGAGCCAACCUUGAUGGAGAUUCAGAAUCAGAACCAACACUACCUAUGACACACGGUUCACAUGAAAACUGUAGAAGUUGGAAUGAAGGAAUGUUACAUGGACAAUCAUUUGAAAGUGGACUUGAAGAAGAACUUCAUCAUGAAAGUAGACAGUCUCAAAUGGGACAAGAUUGCAGCUCCGGUUUCUCUAAACCAAGAAAAGGAGAAGAUAACAACUUGUAUGCAGUCUUCAAUGUUUUUGAUGAUGAAUCAACUUGCUGGACCUAUCAGGAGGGCCUCCUAUCAAUGAAAGUAACAAGAAAAGGAUCUGUCAUUUGUACACUUGAUGCUGAUUGGCUAGAGUUAACUACAUUUUAUUAUAAGCAAGGCUUGUCUUUAAUUGAUUCCUUUGUUUGCUGGGAAACAUCUAAAGGGGAUCAUUUGCCCAAAUCUUUGGAAGGAUUAUUUAUCUAUGAAGAAGAAAGUUCUGAAGUUCCAGGCUCUAGUAAGAAAGGGAAUGAUGCCAUCGUAGUAGAACAAUGGACCAUUAUUGAGGGCUGUGAAAUCAAAACGGAUUAUGGCCCUCUGCUGCACACUCUGGCUGAGUUCGGAUGGCUUCUCACAAGUGUGUUGCCUACACCUGUAUUGAGACAUGACAGCGAAGGGAAUUUGGCUACAAAGCAGGUGAUAUUUCUUCAGAGGCCAAUGAUGUGGAAUUCAGCUGCUCAGACACCAGAAAGGAAAGGCACCCAUCAAAUAAAAGGUGAAGAUAAGAACAAAGUAACCAGUAGAAGUGUUGGAUUAGACACCACCCUGUCACAACCUAGAGAGAGCAGACCGCCGCCUGAGGAGUGCCCUCUCUCUACUUCUAGAGAAUGUUGGAUGAAGGAGGCGAAGUCUACACAGUACAGCAGCUUUUCCGGGUUCAACGAUGACAGUGUCCUACGGGAGUUAGAUGAUGGACAAUUUGAUCAGGAAGAUGGAGUAACUCAGGUCACUUGCAUGUGAGCAAGGAGGUAAAGCAAUGGAAGGCCCUGUAAAUAACUAUUAAAAUAAUUGCCAGCUGACUUUAUCAUAUUAGUUUAUCUGCAUGUACGUAUGUAUGUGAUGCUUUGAAUUUUGCCAGACUCAGGCUUUCCUCUAAUCUGCAUAAACUUGGACUCAACCUCCAAGACAAGAAAGAAUAACCAAUGUAUUCAUAAAUUUAGAAUCAUGUCUACACCUCUCUCAAUUAAAACAGCUGUUUAAACAGAUGUUCCAAUAGUUUACUAAGUGGCAAUCUCCUUCAGUUUCUUGUGAAUGUACAAAGUAUACUUUUAUUAUAAUUCCUGGGAAGAAGACUAUCUCAACCUGUUUUUUACCGAAUUAAAGAGUUCUCAGGAAAUUACAGUUUUACUUAUACUGAAAAAUAAUCUCUAUCCCUCAUUGUCUCUCUCUCUCACUCUCUCUCUCUCUGUCUGACGUGCACAUGCAUACACAUACAUCUAAACAUAAGUAAAGGCCUAAUUAAUGAAAAUAAAUAUUUCCUAAUUAUAACAAUCCAAACUUUGUCUUCAACUAUGGCAUGUAUAUACAAAGCAAGCCCUAUUUGUUAAAAUUUUUUUGGAAAAAAAAUCCUGUUUGUGUGUCUUUGCUUUUAAAGGGUCACCAUGAACUUAUUAAGCUUUGUGUCUCCCAAUGGCUUAGAAAUAAAGAGAACAAAGUAUUAUCCCUUAAAAUUCAAUACAAAAAGAACCCACAAUCUCCAUGUUUAAAAAACUUGGCAGCGAGGAUGAAUUUUCUUUCUUUUAAAUUGUGAAAUAUUAUGGAAAGGAAAAACAUCAGCUUUAAAUCAAACUAAAGUCUUUUACAUCUGUGUAGAUUUCAGUUAUGCUUUUAUUGUGACUUGUUAAAUCCUGAAAAAUGUUGAAGCCCAGAAUCUUCAGUCCUGCAGUAGUUGAAAAGUACUCAUAGCACAUGUGACGCAUACACUGGCCCACCUGCUCCAUCUCUGCUUUUCUUGCCCCUCUAAUAGGAUGCCUUUGCCACGGCCUUGCCACAGCCUUCAACAGGUAAAGAUUACAAUUUUACCAAACAGAGAAUGUCCAUUUAUCUAUGAAAGACUGGGUUAGAAAGGUGGGAACCUUCAAAUGAAUUCCAACUGACUAUACCAUUGAAUUCAGCCUACAGAUUUUUAUUAACAUUGGUGUUAAUGUUAUAAGAUCCUUUGAAUAAUAAA
Loxodonta africana (African savanna elephant) is the source of this 3660-nucleotide messenger RNA. It is a transcript of the gene RFTN2, whose product is annotated as raftlin family member 2. Lineage: Eukaryota; Metazoa; Chordata; Mammalia; Proboscidea; Elephantidae. Bases 948 to 2450 code for a protein of 500 amino acids. The transcript has 9 exons. The record is from RefSeq and is a predicted model, not a curated record.